This is a messenger RNA of Tupaia belangeri chinensis (Chinese tree shrew), 930 nucleotides long. Its product is annotated as olfactory receptor 1361. Gene Ontology annotation, molecular function: G protein-coupled receptor activity; olfactory receptor activity. Bases 1 to 930 code for a protein of 309 amino acids. The record is from RefSeq and is a predicted model, not a curated record. Gene Ontology annotation, cellular component: membrane. NCBI's taxonomy places the organism in Eukaryota, Metazoa, Chordata, Mammalia, Scandentia, Tupaiidae. Gene Ontology annotation, biological process: G protein-coupled receptor signaling pathway. The transcript has a single exon.
AUGAACUGCAGCAAGACUCCUGACUUUAUCCUCUCUGGAUUGUCCAGUGACUCAGAAAAACAGUGGUUCCUCUUUUGUCUCAUUCUGGCUCUCUACAUGCUGGGCCUCAUAGGUAAUUUGCUACUUCUACUGGCCAUUGGUGCUGACAUCCACCUCCACACUCCCAUGUACUUCUUCCUCAGCCAGCUUUCCCUAGUGGAUCUCUGCUUUACCACCACCACAGCACCUAAAAUUUUGGAAGAUUUGUGGACCAGCAAUGGAUCCAUCUCUUUCUCUGGAUGUCUGACUCAAUUAUAUUUCUUUGCUGUUUUUGCUGACAUGGACAACCUGCUCUUGACUAUCAUGGCUCUUGACAGAUAUACUGCAAUUUGCCAUCCUCUGCAUUACCCACUCCUAAUGACUCCUUGCAGAUGUGGGGUACUGGUUGUUGGGUCAUGGGGAGUGGCCCACUCUGUCUCUUUGGUCCACACUCUGUUGCUGUCCCAGUUAUCCUUCUAUAUUAAUCAAGAGAUUCUUCACUUUUUCUGUGAUUUUGGCCCACUCUUGUGGCUUUCUUGCUCUGAUGCUCACCUCAAUGAGAACCUGAUGAUGGCUCUGGCUGGGAUUUUAGGAAUCAUCCCUCUUCUCUGCAUCAUAAGUUCUUAUGCCCAUAUUUUCCAUGCUGUAGGUAGAGUUCCAUCAGUGCAGGGUAAAAGAAAAGCCCUAGCCACAUGCAGCUCCCACCUCUUUAUGGUUGUCCUCUUCUACAGUACAGUAUUUGCCACCUAUCUGAAGCCUCCAUCAGUUUCUCAUUCCUCUGGGGAACUGGUUGCUGCUAUCAUGUAUACACUGGUAACUCCCACUCUAAACCCUUUCAUUUAUAGUCUGAGAAAUAAAGAUCUGAAGAGUUCAUUAAAAAGGAUUCUGAGCAUGGAGUAUUCUCAGGAUUAG